Dipodomys spectabilis (banner-tailed kangaroo rat) is the source of this 1038-nucleotide messenger RNA. RefSeq names its product olfactory receptor 5B3-like. The record is from RefSeq and is a predicted model, not a curated record. The coding region runs from base 46 to 969 and encodes 307 amino acids. Gene Ontology annotation, biological process: G protein-coupled receptor signaling pathway; sensory perception of smell. NCBI's taxonomy places the organism in Eukaryota, Metazoa, Chordata, Mammalia, Rodentia, Heteromyidae. Gene Ontology annotation, cellular component: membrane. The transcript has a single exon. Gene Ontology annotation, molecular function: G protein-coupled receptor activity; odorant binding; olfactory receptor activity.
UUAUUGCUACAGAGAGUGUAGAGUUUGUCAGAUCGCCAUUGCCAAAUGGAGAACAGGACAGAGGUGACUCAGUUCAUCCUGCUGGGACUGACCAGUGACCCAGACCUGCAGGUCCCCCUCUUCAUCAUCUUCCUCAUCAUCUACAUCAUCACGCUGGUUGGGAACCUGGGGAUGGUCCUCCUGAUUCUCUUGGACUCGCGUCUCCACACCCCCAUGUACUUCUUCCUAGGUAACCUGUCUCUGGUGGAUUUUUGUUACUCUUCAACUGUCACUCCUAUGGUCAUGGCUGGCCUCCUUCUAAGAGAUGAAGUCAUUUCCUACAAUGUUUGCGCUGUUCAGAUGUUCUUUGUGACAGGUUUUGCUACUGUGGAAAAUUACCUGUUGGCCUCCAUGUCUUACGAUCGCUAUGCAGCCGUGUGUAAGCCCCUGCAUUACACCACCACCAUGACGGCAAACGUGUGUGCAUGCCUGCUCACAGGCUGCUACGUCUGCGGCUUCCUGAAUGCCUCCAUUUACACUGGGGACACAUUCAGUCUGUUCUUCUGUAAGUCCAAUGUGAUCCACCACUUUUUCUGUGAUAUGCCAGCAGUCAUGUUUUUAUCUUGCUCUGAUAGACAGGUGAAUGAGCUGGUUCUUGUAUGUGUAGCCAGCUUUAAUAUCUUUUUUGCUUUGCUGGUAAUCUUAAUAUCCUACAUAUUAAUUUUUAUCACCAUCCUAAAGAUGCAUUCAGGGGCAGGGCAUCAGAAGGCGGUGUCUACUUGCGCUUCUCACCUCACCGCUGUCUCCAUUUUCUAUGGCACUCUUAUGUACAUGUACUUACAGCCCAGCUCCAGUCAUUCCAUGGACACUGACAAAAUUUCAUCCGUGUUUUAUACUAUGAUCAUCCCCAUGCUCAACCCUGUGGUCUACAGCCUGAGGAACAAGGAGGUCAAGAAUGCAUUCACAAAAAUUGUUUUCAGGACAAACUAAUGUUUAUGGUUUUAGUGUACUGUUUAGUUAGCUUCACGUGGACCUAGUGUACAUUUGUAAUAUAGGGGG